CGCUGGGCGGGCCCCACCAGGUCUCCAUGGCGACCGGACGCGGGCGGAUCCUGAGGCAGCACUGGCUUGGCCUCCAGGCGCAGCGCGGGCCCCUCCAGGGUGGCGGCUGGCCGCGGGGCAGCGCGGGGCCUGCCGCGUGGUGUGCCGGGGCCACCGGGUUCAGAAAGGGGCCUGGUGUCAAAUCCUCUGCAGGCCACACUGCUGUGAAGCAAUAUGCCAGACGUGGCCAGCACAGUGAGAAAUCUUCUAACUGUUCUAUAUCUCUGGAUAGAAUGCCUUCUGAGAUCUUGCUGAAGAUAUUUUCCUACUUGGAUGCUGUGAACCUGCUGUGUGCUGGAUGUGUGAGCAGACGCUUCUAUCAUUUGGCUAGUGACAAUUUUAUUUGGCUCAGAAUCUAUUCAACUGUGUUUUCACCUAAAAGAUCCAAUUGGAAAGUGAACUCAGUGGAGGAGACAACUGUGUCUGUGAGUGGACUGUCAGUUGAGGAUAAAGAAGCUGGCUAUUGGAAGAAGGAAUAUAUUGCAAAACAGAUCACAUCUGUGAAGACAGCACUGGCCCAGGUUCUCCAACCUGUCAGCCCCUACACAGGACUUCCUGUGAAAACCAAAGAGGCCCUUAGGAUAUCAGGUUUAGGUUGGGCAAUUGUAUUGAGAGAAAAAAGUGGAAAAGAAUAUAUCAUGCAGCAUGUUGAUCUUUCUUUAAAUGAUACAUCAGUUACUGUUGUGUGGUAUGGCAAAAACUGGCCAUGUUUAGCAACAUUAACAACCUUGGAUUUGUGUGGUGUGACGCCAGUUUUUAUGGACCGGCAUAAACCUCCUGCCAAAAAUGGACCUCGAUGGCAUUCUUUAAUUGCAAAGUAUGACUUGAGUCACUUAACGGAAUCUACCAUGAUCGGUUGCGACAGACUUGUUCAGAUCUUUUGCCUACACCCUGGUCUCCUGGUGGGGCUAUGGAAGAAGGAGGAAGAACUGGCUUUUAUCAUGGCAAAUCUUCAUUUUCAUCACCUUGUGGAGAGGAGCACAUUAGGCUCAGCCUCUGUGCCCUAUGAGCUGCCUCUUCACAGUCCCUUUUUGGAUGACAGUCCAGAGUACGGGUUGCAUGGCUACCAACUCCAUGUUGACAUGCACGGCGGUGGAGUUUUCUACCUGUGUGGUACAUUUCGCAAUCUCUUCACCAAGAAAGGAUGCAUCGAAGAUGGAUAUGUGAAGCUGGUUGUGAUAAAUUUUAAAAAUAUCAGAGAACACCUACCUCUUAUUGGAAAAGUUGGCCUUGCUUGGAGAACUAAUAUUUUUGAUGGCUUUAUAAAGAGUUGUUCUAUAGUGGACAUAACACUAUUGGAUGAACACAGGAAGCCCUUUUGGUGCUUGAGUUCUCCAGUUUGCAUGAGAUCUGCUGCCUGCCCCUCAGAUGGUCCCAAUUUCUUGGGACAGACAUACUAUGUGGACUACAUGGAUACAGAAGGAAGAGUGCAUGCGGAGCUGGUGUGGAUUGAAGAGACUGAAGAAUACUUCAUUGUCAGCCUGGUUCUUUACCUCAGUGUGGCAAAAAUAAACCAUUGGUUUGGGACAGAAUAUUAAGAAUUGACAGUAGGUGACAAAGUGUGGUGUGCUGUUUAUUUUUGACUAACAAAUUUGUUCCUGGUAUUAGAAGUUAAAAUAAAGCAUAUUGUAGUAA
Marmota monax (woodchuck) is the source of this 1674-nucleotide messenger RNA. It is a transcript of the gene Fbxo15, whose product is annotated as F-box protein 15. Gene Ontology annotation, molecular function: protein binding. The transcript is spliced from 10 exons. Bases 27 to 1577 code for a protein of 516 amino acids. The record is from RefSeq and is a predicted model, not a curated record. Lineage: Eukaryota; Metazoa; Chordata; Mammalia; Rodentia; Sciuridae.